This is a messenger RNA of Balaenoptera musculus (blue whale), 1373 nucleotides long. Its product is annotated as DNA/RNA-binding protein KIN17-like. Gene Ontology annotation, molecular function: double-stranded DNA binding. Bases 28 to 1206 code for a protein of 392 amino acids. Lineage: Eukaryota; Metazoa; Chordata; Mammalia; Artiodactyla; Balaenopteridae. The record is from RefSeq and is a predicted model, not a curated record. The transcript has a single exon. Gene Ontology annotation, biological process: DNA damage response; DNA replication. Gene Ontology annotation, cellular component: nucleus.
CCGAAAGUUAUUGCUGCGGAGGGCGCGAUGGGGAAAUCAGAUUUUCUUACCCCUAAGGCCAUCGCCAACAGGAUCAAGUCCAAGGGGCUUCAGAAGCUGCGCUGGUAUUGCCAGAUGUGCCAGAAGCAGUGCCGGGACGAGAAUGGCUUUAAGUGUCAUUGUAUGUCCGAAUCUCAUCAGAGACAACUAUUGCUGGCUUCAGAAAAUCCUCAGCAGUUUAUGGAUUAUUUUUCAGAGGAAUUCCGAAAUGACUUUCUAGAACUUCUCAGGAGACGCUUUGGAACCAAGAGGGUUCACAACAACAUCGUUUACAAUGAGUACAUCAGCCACCGAGAGCACAUCCACAUGAACGCCACUCAGUGGGAGACGCUGACAGACUUUACUAAGUGGCUGGGCAGAGAAGGCUUGUGCAAAGUGGACGAAACACCAAAAGGCUGGUAUAUUCAGUAUAUAGAUAGGAACCCUGAGACGAUCCGCCGGCAGCUGGAACUAGAGAAGAAGAAGAAGCAGGACCUUGAUGAUGAAGAGAAAACUGCGAAAUUUAUUCAAGAACAAGUGAGAAGAGGUCUGGAGGGGAGAGAGCAGGAAGUCCCUGUUUUUACGGAAUUAAGCAGAGAAAAUGAUGAAGAAAAAGUUACAUUUAAUUUGAAUAAAGGAGCAUGUAGUUCAGGAGGAGCAUCUUCCAAAUCAAGUUCUUUGGGACCAAGUGCUCUGAAGACAAUAGGGAACGCAGCAUCGGUGAAACGGAAGGAAUCUUCCCAGAGCUCAGCUCAGUCAAAAGAAAAGAAGAAGAAGAAAUCUGCACUCGAUGAAAUCAUGGAGAUUGAAGAGGAGAAGAAAAGAGCUGCCCGAACAGAUUACUGGCUCCAGCCUGAAAUUGUAGUGAAAAUUAUAACCAAAAAACUUGGAGAGAAAUAUCAUAAGAAAAAGGGGAUUGUUAAGGAAGUAAUUGACAAUUACACAGCUGUCGUGAAGAUGAUUGAUUCUGGAGACAAGCUGAAACUUGACCAGACUCAUUUAGAAACAGUAAUUCCAGCACCAGGAAAAAGAAUUCUCGUUUUAAAUGGAGGCUACAGAGGAAAUGAAGGUACCCUAGAAUCCAUCAAUGAGAAGACUUUUUCAGCUACUAUAGUCAUUGAAACCGGCCCUUUAAAAGGACGCAGAGUUGAAGGAAUUCAAUACGAAGACAUUUCUAAACUUGCCUGAGUUUGAUAACUUGUUAACAGCACAUUAAAAUCUUAAAGCAUCAAAUUGGUGUUCACGAAGGCAUUACAAGACUCUACUGUGUUAGGGUGUUUCUUUUGUAUGAAACAAAAGGAUUUAUUUAAAUAUUACUGUAUAGUUUAGCUAAACUUAUAGAAAAAUCUAAUUAU